AACUGUGAUAUUCCUACUUGUCUUCAACUGAACAAAAUGGCUAUCCGGAUCACAAACCUCCAACCUGACCAGGUCCUUAAUCACCCUCUAGCUCUGAUUUGUGGUGAUGUCCAGGGAACAGACAACAUAGUGUCCAUCGCAGUGCAGAACAUCACGGACGAAAACUCUAAUUCAGCAGCCUGGCCUGUUGUGGGAAGACAUUUUCGAGCCCUGGUUCACCUCGCAUCUGGACGUAACGUUAUCAGGCUUUCCUGUUACAAGUUCACCCACGAUUUCUCGUUGUGCUACCUCUCCCUGAAUCAGCAACUGGAAAAGUAUGUACGGCUUGUGUACGUCGUCUGCAGUGACGACUUCGAAGAAGGUCGCAUUCAAGGCCCAGUGGACCAAGACUGCUCCGUCGAAAGUGCAUGCAACAGGAUUUCUCUGGGAGCUCAGAUACUGCAGACCACUGUUGCAGAAACCUUGGUGUCAGCAGGGUUUCCUAGGAAGACAUUUCGUCUGGAAGAAUCCGGCAAAGACCGUCCAAUUACUCGUGUCUUCAAAACGAGCCUUUCUUCGACGCAGCUUCAUACGAUGAGCGGAGAAGACGCUUGGCGCUUCUUAACGUACGAACUGACCACUUCGAGUUUAGCAGACACUUCCCGUGUCAAGUUUCUAGUAUUCCUCUCAUGCACGCGGUAUUCCGGGGGUGCGACUGAACCUACCACCCACAGCGAAAUUCUAAGUAGGACAAAAGGCCACGUUAUGAUUGGAGGAGGAGACGUUGCACUCUGUGGCACCGGAUGCCUCUAUACUUGGGCGGAAAACCUCGAUGAAUUGCCGAGAAGAAUGACUGAUCUCCGAAAGGUAGAUCGUCGCAGCUUUAUGGAUGACAGCAAUUACAGGGGGACUCGAUGGGCAUGCUAUUCAAGCAGCCUUGGAGGUGUUCUUCAUGAGUUGGGCCACGUACUGGACCUUGCACAUACCGAAAAAGGAAUUAUGGGUCAAGGGUUCCACGACUUGCAACAGCUCUGUAUUGCGUCCCACAAUGACAGUCUGCUUAAAGCUGGGGGAGAUGACAAUCCUGAAGAGAACCUUACCAUCUCAGCAUCAUGGACCUUGAAGCCAAAGGACUGCUGCGUUGCUCAGCUACAUAACAUCGUGUCAAUGUCUCUGGCGUCUCCAUCUGAGCAGAUAUCUGCUAGUGAUGGCAGCUCUGAAAAGAAGAAAUUGCGUUUAACUAAACUACGUCCGAAAUAUCGUUCGAUGUAUAUCGCACCGGAAAAAGAAAUAACUGCAAAGUCAUCAUGUGGGCUCUUCUGGUCAAAAUCUUGUGCAACGAUCCUCAGCUGCCACAAGUGGCUUAAUCCAGAUGUUCCUAGCGCUCUCCAAACUCCGCAGUUUGAUGGAAGGCAGUUCACUUCACGAUACGGCAUUCGUCUUAUCGAGUUCCGGCAGCCAGAAUCCAGCACUGUCAUCCACUUUUGGGACUUUCCCGAAGGUCGUGAGGAAGUUCCCUGCAGUGACUGCGACCUCCGGCCACUCCUAGUGUCGGACCAACGUGACACCAGCAAGGCAAAAGAAGGCAGCAGGAAGUUAGACCUUCUAGUCAUCGACACCUGUGGAAACAUUCUCAAGGGGCAACUGGCCGUUCAAAUUUCUGCGGAAAGCGCGGAGGUCCCAUAAACCACAACGGAAUCUGACAUCUUGCCGGCUUUUAGAUAGCAGUAUUUGCAACAGGAAUAACCAGUAAACGUUCCGAAACGAGAAAAUACCGAGCUGAAGGUAUUGCGGCCAUACAACCCCCCGCCAAGCAGGCAAUAACCGCGCACUAUGAGUCGUGCACACGUUUGCGCUCAAAAGUAUGCGUUGUAGACCACCCGUGUACGUGCUUCGUCGGUGCAGUCUCUGCACGAGUUCUAGUCGUUUCGCAGUUCCUCCUCCAAUAGCAGUAAGCUAUUUUCUUCUCAUUUACCGUUAUGGUUUGCGACCAAGUAAAUUCCGGUAUUAGCUUUAUGCAGCCAUUUAGAAGGAUAUAAUUGCUAGCGUGCAUCAAUGCGUCGGCGACAAAGCGACUGAUGAAAACACGUAUGCAAUAAAAGCACGUGCACAGCA
This is a messenger RNA of Ornithodoros turicata, 2094 nucleotides long. RefSeq lists its product as uncharacterized. Bases 37 to 1665 code for a protein of 542 amino acids. The record is from RefSeq and is a predicted model, not a curated record. Lineage: Eukaryota; Metazoa; Arthropoda; Arachnida; Ixodida; Argasidae. The transcript is spliced from 6 exons.